Messenger RNA from Prorocentrum cordatum, 548 nucleotides. Lineage: Eukaryota; Dinophyceae; Prorocentrales; Prorocentraceae. The record is from the annotation of a GenBank genome assembly.
AUGCCCGACCCCUUCACCCUGAGGCAGAAGCCGCCUUACCAAAGUACCAUGCAAAUUUUCGCCGCCAAGAAGUCCGACGGCAAUCGCGACAUCUUGAAAAACGUAGGUGGCCGGUCUGGACAGACCUGCGCGUUCAGAUGCGUCGCGGAACUGGUACGGGGCGACGGCAUACAGUUUAGGAUUGGCCGCUUUGCCGCCCUGCGCGCGCUGGAGAAGCUGGAAGGCGACGAGCUGCGCCGCCACGCCGUGGAGAACCGCGUCGAGGGCCGCGAAAACUUGCGCGACGGGCAUGGCGAACGCUACGGCCUCACGGCCUGGGCCCCGACACUCCGCGACGUCGACCCCUGUUUCCUCAGCAGCGUGCUCGGGUCGAUCGCGGUUUCAAACGCCAGGGGUUUCGGCUUGGCGUGGAGUGGCAGGGCGCGCGUUGGACAGAGCGCUGGAUAUAAGACUUUGGCCUUCAUGAUGGGCCGCGUGGAGAUCGAGGCGCUGGGGCAGCGUGGAGAAGCCAAGGCGGGCGAACUUGCCCUGGCGAUUGCGACCGCCAA